Messenger RNA from Leptomonas pyrrhocoris, 4017 nucleotides. RefSeq lists its product as hypothetical. Bases 1 to 4017 code for a protein of 1338 amino acids. The record is from RefSeq and is a predicted model, not a curated record. The transcript has a single exon. NCBI's taxonomy places the organism in Eukaryota, Euglenozoa, Kinetoplastea, Trypanosomatida, Trypanosomatidae.
AUGUCGAACCCACAGAACCCGCGCGCGGCCCCUUCCUACGGAGCGGGUAGUGACGCGCUUUCAAGUCAGGCGCCGUCGUACCCGCCACCCCAAUAUGCAGGGGGCUAUCCGUCUUAUCCCACGGAACACCGUUCACAGCCACUACAACAACAGCAGGUUCCCCAGCAGCCGGGCUAUCCACCUUCUUUCCCUGCACACGGUGGGAGUGCUCACGGCCCAUCCGCAGCUCCAGUGCCACCUCACUCCUCGCCCGACGCCCUCGACGCAGGAUCCUCCGCAGCGUACCCCUCCUUCCCAGCUUACGGCCACUAUCCUCCAGCACAACAACCAUCAUCACAACCACCAGCAGCGACUGCGAGAUCGGUCACGCCUUCGCACGCCUACGUCCCUCACGAAGCCACACGCGAGACGGUGGUGGACGAGGCUAUCGCCUCCACCUCAGAGCAUUGGGUGAAGACGCAGCUGCGACGUGAGACAGAGAAGAAAUUUGAGCAGAUGUACGGCACGAAGGCCCUCCGGCGAGAGCACGACGACACAAGGGCGGCGGACAGGGAUGACGGGUGUGCCCCCGAAAACCGACCUCGUCGCACCGCAGGCGCCGGCGUGGCGCCUUCUGGGUCGACGUACACCUCGCGCAGGCACGUCGAAUUCCACGUCGGCUCGCCGCGCCACGUCGUGUGCUUGUCCAUGCUCUUCUUCGCCACCCUGUUCGGUGUGCUCCCCCUCAUGUCAACCUUUCCUUUAACCGUGCUGCUGUGCGGUGUGGUGCUGGCGUACAUCUCCGACUACCUCGAUUAUCACCGCACGACGAUCUUUGUUAUUCUCGGCGCUGCCGGCCUCUUUGCGCUGUCGUUGCUGCUCUCCAACUUCAACGCGGCGGCCACCUCUUUUGGUCCCAUGCUGAUGAUUACGGACUUGGGCUUUCUCCUUGCGGUGAUCGUCGCAGCCGUUGUGCAGCACUUCCGGUGGGUGCAGGAGACAUUUCCGAACGUCCUCUGCGCGCUGGAGCGGCUGGUCUUCGCCGUCGGGCCGAUCGUGGCGCUUCCACCGCUGCUGGCGACCACCACGGCGCUGGCAGGCGCGCGCUAUGCCCCUUUCUUCUUCUUCCUCGUCAUGUGCACCUUGCACAGGUACUUCUACUGCCCACUCAAGAGUAGCUUUCUGGUUGUGGUGACGGCGGAGGCAGCUGCUCCAGCAGAGAAGCAGGAGUCACGCGCCGUGCAGGACGCUAGCGCUACCAUUGGGACCGUGCACGCGCGCAGGAGGGACGGUGCGGCGGACAACAACGCCCACGUGACGGCCCGCGACGACGAUGCGGAGGGCGACGACGACGGUGCGUCUUCGCAGGACUCCGCUGCAACCUCGAGCGGUGCCCCGAUGCAGCUGAACGAGCAGGCGGAGGCGCUCAUCUUCAGCUGCCUCCUUCUCAUUCUUCCCGUAGCCGUUUACAACAGCCUGCAGAGCAAUUGGCCUGACCACGUGCUCGCCAACGUGCUGAACUCGCUCGGCCUCGCUUGUGGCGGCUUCGCCUACUUCUGCGUGUCACCUGUGCAGAGUCUGUGGUUCCUCGCCUCGCCACCCGACAGCACCUACAAUCUGGCGCAGCAGCUGGAGUACGACCCGCUGGGCCUGAUGGACCUCGUCGGGACCUACCGCAUGCCCGUUCUGUCGGCGGUGCUGCUGGUUGGAGUGCACUGGGGGGUGUACCGCGUGUUCACCUCGCGCUACGCCUAUCUGUUCUCAGGAGUGCCUUUCCCCUUCAACGCGAUCGUGCUGCUGCUGGCGUUCUACAUCGCCGCUUACGUGGCCAUCGAGAUUAAGCGACUGAUCGACGUGGACCGCAGGGGCGGUGAUGUGACGAAGGGGAAGUACCUGGUGCGACGCACACCCGUGCUGCUCGGCUCCUGCGUCUCCGUCAUGCUGCUGUGCCUCCUGGCGAGUGUGCCGGGCAUUUUUUACGUCCCCAGCGUGCUGUCGGUGAUGGCACUCAACCUGUUCCUGCUGGACCGCACCAACGGCGGUCCCAUGUUCACCUUCACCGUCUUCACCAGCCUGCUGCUGCUCUGGUGGAUGUACCGCACCUACUCCUUCAUCGUGGUCGACCUGCGCGUCUUCGGCGAGCUGACGGUGGUGCCGACGCCGGUGGUGGCGGUGAGCGUGCUGUGGAGCUACGUGCUGGGCUGCAUGAGCUUCACCAUGUCGUUCUCACCUAACAAGACACCGCUCACCAUUGUUCUGUUCCUGCUAGCACUGCAGGUCACCUUCGUUGAGCACGUGCUGUACUCGCAGAAGGAGGAGGGCGUGUACCCGGCCCUUCUAGUGGCCUUCACGAGUGUCGUGGGCAUCGUCGUGCCGUGCCGCAUGCACGCCAACGGUGUGUUGCCCGUUUACUCGGCCUCCUUGAUCGCCUCCUGCUACGUGGCGAAGUUCUUCACGUUCCUGGUCGAAGUGACGAGCGCGUACUACGCCGCCGAGCUGGAAGUGGCAGAUGACAUGCACGACGUGCGCGCUUUCAUGCUGGUCGGGGAGAUCACCGGCGGGUGGUGGGUGGAGCUCAUCGCCAGCCAUCUCGUGGCCACCUUCGAAAUCGAAAAGCGGCGCCGCGUGAAAAUUGAGGCGGCGCGGCGGAUGUUCUACACUUACGCCGCCUGUGCGGUGGUCCUGUCGCUACUGACGAUGCGCAACGUGCAGCGCGCGGCCUACGAGUUUGUGACGCAGAGCUACGUCGCGGAGCAGGAGCUGCUGCACAUUGCGCCCGGCACCUGCUGCAUCACGUACGCGCUGCUGACCAUACCGGUGUGGUGGCGUCUGCAGUCCAAGUACCCAGCCGUGUACCCACUCCGCACCAUCUCGCGUUGGAUCGCACUGCUCGGCGUCGUCCUCAUCGCGGUCCAGCCCACGCGUGUAAUGGAGGAGACGGCGUCCGAUUUCGACUACGACUUUGCGUACGCACGCAGUGGGCGCUACGGGACUGCGAUUGGCUUGUUGAUGCUGGUGGGGGCUCGCAUGACCCUCCUGCAGCGCAUUUCGGCACCGUUACGGGUGGUCUGGUGGCUGGUCGCCGCGGCCGCGCUUGCGCUGGGCAUCACCGGUCUCGUGCAGGCUUCCCCAAGCUUCACCUUCUACCUGCUGAUGUUAGGUCUUGUCUUCACUGUGCUGCUGCUCAUCGACGUGGCGCACUACCGCGAAGUGAGUAGCAUGGUGCUGUUUGUGGUGUAUGGCGUGUCGGUCAUUAUGAUCCCCCUCGCGUUCCUCCAGUUCAACCGCUCCAUCGCAGCGCAGCAGGAGCUGCUCGGAAACGCGGACGAGCGCGUCGCCACGCUGUGGGACUCGUUUGAGCAGGGCAGCGUGCGACUCCUCGCUGUCGUCGUCGUUGUGCAUCUAGGGCUGGCGGUGCUUUUGAACUGCCGCAUCAGUGGCCGUCCGCUGUUGCCCAAGUGCAAGGAGGUCAGCCGCGAGUUCGCCAUGUCGCUCAGCGUCGCAUUGAACUUCUCCGUCGAGCUCGCCGUGGCGCUGCUGUGCGCCAUCAACUUCUACGCCAACGACAGCGAGCCCGCGAUUUACGUGCUGUCUUCCCUGUUUCUCCUCAUCUUCGUGAACGAUGACGUCAUGUUCUUCGGGCUUCGCGAGCACAACUUCCGUUACUUCCCGCCCGCGGUGUGUGCGUUUUCGCUGCUGUGGCUCUGCGCGGUGUGGGGCGCGUGGCGCGUAGGAGAGGCCUCGCUGUCGACCCUAUCGCAGCUGGGGUGGAUCGCCUCUGCCCUCCUGCAGGCGUCCCUCACCGUGCCGGCGCAGAUUUCGCUCCUUGUGCUUUUAUGGAAGGGCCGCAAGAUGGGCAGCUCUCCCGGCUUCGUCGUUGUCGGGUCGGUCGUACUCAACGUGCUGUGCUUGAUUUUUGUGUCGAGCAAGUCGAUUCAGUGGAUGGCGAUUGUGGGCAUCUUAGGGCAGUGUGCCCGCCUGUUUGAUAAUCAGCUGCGACCCACAACCCGUGUUGCGCGUCGAAACAGCUCACUCUAA